Scophthalmus maximus (turbot) is the source of this 2151-nucleotide messenger RNA. RefSeq names its product mediator complex subunit 4 (gene med4). Gene Ontology annotation, cellular component: core mediator complex; mediator complex. Bases 57 to 818 code for a protein of 253 amino acids. Lineage: Eukaryota; Metazoa; Chordata; Actinopteri; Pleuronectiformes; Scophthalmidae. Gene Ontology annotation, molecular function: transcription coregulator activity. The record is from RefSeq and is a predicted model, not a curated record. The transcript has 7 exons. Gene Ontology annotation, biological process: regulation of transcription by RNA polymerase II.
GGGGCAGGAAAACGUGCGACACUUCCGGUUUUGCGCAGUAGCGACGAAAGACCAACAUGGCGGCCGCGGCGGAGAAACCGACGAAGGAGCGGCUCCUCUCCGUGCUGGACGAUCUGGAGGUGUUAUCCCGGGAGCUGAUCGAGAUGUUGUCUCUGUCCAGGAGCCAGAAGCUGCCGCAGCCGGGGGAGGACGUCCAGGUGCUGGAGCUGCUGGUGCAGCGGGACCGGGAGUUCCAGGAGCUGAUGGAAGUGGCCCAGCAGCAGGGCAGCGUGCACCAGGAGAUGCAGCUGCUGGAGAAGGAAGUGGAGAAGAGGGACAGUGACAUCCAGCAGCUCCAGAAGCAGCUGAAGGAGGCCGAGCACAUCCUGGCCACUGCUGUAUACCAGGCGAAGGAGAAACUCAAAUCCAUCGACAAAGCCCGGAAAGGAAGCAUCUCGUCAGAAGAAAUCAUCAAGUACGCCCACAGAAUCAGCGCCAGCAACGCCGUGUGCGCUCCUCUCAACUGGGUGCCAGGUGAUCCGCGCCGACCGUACCCUACCGACCUGGAGAUGCGCAGCGGGAUGCUGGGUCACAUGGCCAACAUGCCGACCAAUGGUGUGAACGGACAUCUGCCCGGCGACGCUCUGGCUGCUGGACGGUUACCAGACGUCCUGACGCCUCACUACCCCUGGCAGUCGUCGGACGUCUCCGUGGGGAUGCUGCCCCCUCACCACGGCAACGACUUCGGCCUGGAGCCGCCGGGUCACAACAAGGAGAACGAGGACGACGUGGAGGCCAUGUCGACCGACUCGUCCAGCAGCAGCAGCGAUUCCGACUGAGCCACUUCUGGUCAAACAAUCUUCACCGAUGGUCAUUUACAAUUGAGCAUCAUUCAAAAACUCGUGGGGACGUGGGGCGAGUGAUGGCCGUGAUUGUGUCCAGGUGAAAACUCAUGUCUCAUCAGAGGAUUGAGUCUGCCUCCUCCGGUUCUCAUUAAUGAAAGAGUUUUGUUCCUGAGGUGGAAGAAGAUUUAAAGUUGUGUACAGUUCAGUUCACACUGUCAGAGCUUCUCACUGAGGAGGACGGAGUGAGGGCGUAUCAGGGUUCUCAGGGAUUCAUGAUCUUUUUUUUUUUUUCUGAAGGAGUACUUUCACAUUUUGGGAAAUAUUCACUUUUUUUUGCCUACAGUAAAUAUGAAGCUACGGCAGGUUAGCUUAGCAAACAGGCUAGAGCUGUGACAAUUUAUUAUUUUCACUAUUGAUUAAUCUGUAGAGUUUUAAGAGUCGCACAUCUUCACAUUUUAAGGGAGCUGGAACCUGUGAAUGUUGGAAAAACAAAAACCUAAAAUAGUCGCUAAUUCAUUUUUAGUUAAUUAAACAUAAAGUUUAUUUACGCUUCACUAACAGCAGAACCUACAAACCAGCACCUCUGAAGCUCGUCGGGUUUACACGUUUCUGAACAAGAGGUGGAGUCAGUAACGAGCCACACUAGCCGUUUCCACCUGUUUCCAGACUUUAUGCUAAGCUAACGUGUAGCUUCAUGUUUAAUACAAAUUUCUCAGCAAGAAAGGGAACUUGGGGAAAUUAGCAAAAUGUCUGAACGAUUCCUUUUUAAAGAUCCUGCAUCUUCUCCAGUCUCACAAGUUAAAGGGGCAGUAAGCGAUUGUAAUGCGAAACACUUUUUUGUAGAAUUCUGCAAAUAUUUCCUUGCGACCCUCUAGCUGUCGGUUCUGUGAACAUCACUCCCCAACACCUGAAGAGACGUGUUAGCGACAGACGCUCCGGAUGGACGCUCCUCGUGGUUAGCACGUCGGUCUUGCAAAGUAUCUUUCUCCAAAUUUGCUUUCUGCCCCUUUAAGUGUCGACGAACCAGAGCGGCUCAUUUGCAGUUUAAACCCACCGUCUGCAAAAAUAAAAAACAAAUUCAAAGGAAAACUAACGAAUCCUGCCGUCGGCGUCUUCGUGAACACAGGAUCAGUGUGAUGUCGUUCCGGAAAAGAAGCACAGACCAAACCAAUAAACUCUCAGCUCUGGUUCCUCAUGUACAGUUUGUGUGAGUGACGUCAGGUCUCUGCUGCAUGUAUGUUCUUAGUGUUUUAAUCUACCUGUGUGUGUGUAAAUAAGCGUGUACAUACUCACCCCUGUAAAUAAAAUCCCCCUUUUUUUUGAAUAA